CAGGCACAAAGCCUCUCUCUCUCUCUCUCCACUUCCACAUACAAAACCAGCAACAGCCCAACACCACCACCAUUACCAUCUCCAACUCACAUCACACAAUUAACAGAUGUUGCUCUCUCACCCAAUUCUCAUACCUCCUCAACUAGGGCUCACUUCUCCUACUUCCACCCACAAUCCUCAGCUCUUCACUCACCACAAAACCACUCAAUUAGGCACUUUCAGACCCAGUAAUCAAGAACCCAAAUAUUUGUCUGUUGAUUCUCUAAAACCCUUGAAUUUCAAUGGUUUAGGGUUUUGCAAUACUCACUUGUCGAGUCCAUACAAGAUUAUACAGUUUGGUUCUUCCACACCCAGAAGUAAAAAACACAAUUUUUUGUCUCUUAAUUCUCCGGAGUCCCUUAUUUUUAAAGGCUGCAAAUUGGGUAACAUGAAAUUAGGGUUUUAUAAUUCUCAGUGUUUCAGACCCAGAAGCCAAAAUCAGAGCUUUUUGUGUUUUGAUCCCCUGAACAAGCAAGAAUUUUCCUGUCGUGGACUUGGUGAAUUGAAAUUAGGGUUUAAUGGGGCGGGUCAGAGGAAAGGGAGCUCCAUUGUAAGAUCGAAAUCAGUGUUGAGUGUUGAUAAAGUAUUGGAGAGUGAUGGAAAUGUUGGAGUGGAUAGGAGCUCCUAUGAUGCAAUUGUUAUUGGGUCAGGGAUUGGUGGGUUGGUUGCGGCAACACAGUUGGCUGUAAAGGGAGCUAGGGUUUUGGUACUUGAGAAGUAUGUGAUUCCUGGUGGGAGUUCUGGGUUUUAUGAGCGAGAUGGUUAUACAUUCGAUGUCGGAUCGUCUGUGAUGUUUGGUUUCAGUGACAAGGGAAAUCUAAAUUUGAUAACCCAAGCAUUGGCAGCAGUUGGGUGUAAAAUGCAGGUGAUUCCUGAUCCUACUACUGUUCAUUUUCAUCUACCCAAGAAUCUUUCUGUCCGAGUACACAGAGAAUACAGUGAAUUCAUCGCAGAACUUGUCAGCAAAUUUCCCCAUGAAAAGGAAGGGAUUCUGAAAUUCUACGGUGAAUGUUGGAAGAUCUUCAAUGCCUUGAACUCACUGGAACUGAAGUCACUGGAGGAGCCAAUCUACCUUUUCGGGCAGUUUUUUAAGAAGCCUCUUGAAUGCUUGACACUUGCCUACUAUUUGCCCCAAAAUGCUGGAGACAUAGCUCGGAAAUUCAUAAAAGAUCCUGAAUUAUUGUCCUUCAUAGACGCUGAGUGUUUUAUAGUGAGUACGGUUAAUGCUUUGCAGACACCAAUGAUCAAUGCAAGCAUGGUUUUAUGUGACAGGCAUUUUGGGGGAAUCAACUACCCUGUUGGUGGGGUUGGUGGAAUUGCCAAAUCAUUAGCGAAAGGCUUGGUUGAUCAGGGCAGCGAAAUACUUUACAAGGCAAAUGUGACAAAUAUUAUAGUUGACCAAGAAAGGGCUGUAGGAGUGCGACUGUCGGAUGGAAGAGAGUUAUUUGCCAAAACCAUAGUAUCAAAUGCUACUAGAUGGGAUACAUUUGGCAAGCUUUUAAAACGAGAAGAUCUUCCUAAUGAAGAACAAAAUUUCCAAAAACUGUAUGUCAAGGCCCCCUCUUUUCUUUCGAUUCACAUGGGGGUCAAAGCUGAGGUUUUGCCACCUGAAACGGAUUGCCAUCAUUUUGUUCUUGAGGAUGACUGGACAAGUUUGGAGAAGCCGUAUGGGAGUAUAUUUUUGAGCAUUCCAACAAUUCUUGACUCAUCAUUGGCUCCAGAAGGGCGCCAUAUUCUUCACAUAUUUACAACUUCUUCAAUAGAAGACUGGGAGGGGCUGUCUCAAGGGAACUACGAGGCAAAGAAAGAGCUUGUAGCUGACAAAAUUAUUAGCAGGUUGGAAAAUAAACUAUUUCCAGGGCUUAAAUCUUCUAUUGUUUUUAAGGAGGUAGGGACACCAAAGACACACAGGAGGUACCUGGCUCGUGUUAAUGGUACCUAUGGACCAAUGCCACAGGGCACUCCAAAGGGCUUACUGGGGAUGCCAUUCAACACAACUGCUAUAGAUGGUCUGUACUGUGUGGGAGAUAGUUGCUUCCCAGGACAAGGUGUUAUUGCCGUUGCCUUCUCUGGAGUGAUGUGUGCACAUCGUGUAGCUGCUGACAUUGGACUUGAGAAGAAUUCCCCAAUAUUGGAUGCUGCUCUUCUUAGAUUACUUGGUUGGUUAAGGACACUGGCAUAAUCACUACUUAUAUGAUAGAAAUACAAGAAACAUCAUCAUCAUGUGGAAGGGAAACCGUCGCUCGCAUCUGAAGUGCAACCACCUACUGUAAGUUGAGGCAUGAAGAUGCUUGCUUUAUAUCCUUGAGUUAGUUGGUGACUGUCAAUGCUGAAUCCGGUUAUUAUGCAACAUUGAUUUUAGUCAAUUUUGGAAAUUUAAAUCUUCAGUUGUAACUUUUAUUUAUACAGACUUCAGGCUGUAUUUAUAGAAAAGUUUUAGAUUGUAAUUCAUGAUUUGAUACAGAACUUGUUUAGUUAUUGCAAAUGGUUCUUCAUAUAGAAGUAAAUUGUACUGUGGUACUCUUUAAUUCAUGGAUUGGAAAGUUCUAAUAAAUCAAUGACCUUGCUGUGCUUA
This is a messenger RNA of Camellia sinensis, 2614 nucleotides long. It is a transcript of the gene CRTISO, whose product is annotated as carotenoid isomerase. Gene Ontology annotation, biological process: carotenoid biosynthetic process. The record is from RefSeq and is a predicted model, not a curated record. Lineage: Eukaryota; Viridiplantae; Streptophyta; Magnoliopsida; Ericales; Theaceae. Gene Ontology annotation, molecular function: carotenoid isomerase activity; oxidoreductase activity.